AUGGAAUAUUUUCAGGACAAUGAUAAAUAUAGCAGCCGACAUCGAGUACAUUCACGUUCUCGUUCAGAUAGUCGAAGCAGACAUAAGUCUCGGAAAAGAUCCCGAAGUGAUAGUGAAAGAAGUGAUGUCAAAAAAGAUCGAGAUUCAGAAGACAGUGAUGAACAGAAGGAACGAAGAGCUUUGCGUAAACAGAUUCGUGAAAAGGAAAUAGCUUAUGCUGAUAGGUUACGUAAAUGGGAAGCCCGUGAAAGAAGGCAAGCGAAAUUGUAUGAGCGGGAUGAACAACGGGAAAAACAACGUAAGCGCGAUAUGCAAAAAGAAGCGAAAAAAUUGAAACAUUUCCUAGAAGAUUAUGAUGAUGAACGUAUGGAUCAGAAAUAUUACAAAAGUUCUUCAUUGUUUCAACGUCGACGUGAUUUUGAACGUGAGCGUGAAGCAGAUGCUAAGGAUCGGCAACGUGAACAACACGAAAUUGAGGAGCUUAAAAAACAAAUUUUGGCUGAAAAUGCAAAUGUUGAGAAUCCGGAUGAGGAAGCCAGGAAACGACACGAAGAACAGGAAGAAGCUCUAUUACGGAAAUUACGAGCGGAUUCUGGAAGUCCAAAUCCGCAUCGUCCAUUGGGUCAAAAACCAUUGCCAUCCGAGCCAGAAAAAGAUGAGGAAAGUGAAGAAUCUGAAAGCGAUUCUGAAAGUGAAGGAAGUGCUGAGGAAGCUGUCAAAGCGGAGAAACCUGAAAAGCGGAGUAGCUGGAAAGCUGUAGCAUCCGAAGGUACCCCUGUUGCGAAUUCACCAAUAGUGAGCGCUCCAUCACCUUCUCUAAUGUCAUCAUCGCUAGCAAGUCCAGCAGUUGUGCGUACUGAUGUUAUCACACCUGCACGACCGUCAGCGAGUUCACAUCUUAAUGGAGUAUUCGGUUUCGAAGAAAAUGACGAAGACGCAGCAUUUCGAAAAAAGAAAUUAAAACCAUUUGAAAUAACUGAAGAGGAUCGAAUUCAAGCGAUGACAUCAGAAGAACGUAAACAGAUGAUCAAGGAUUUAAUAGAUCGCAUUCCAACUGCUAAAAAUGAUUUGUUUGCUUUUCCAAUCAAUUGGAACUAUGUCGAUAAGUCUCUCGUUGAACAAAGAGUCAAACCGUGGGUUUCGAAAAAAAUAACAGAUUAUAUUGGAGAAGAGGAAGCUUCAUUGGUUGAUUUUGUGUGUGAAAAAGUGACAUCGAAGACCGAUCCACAGAAAAUUCUUUCCGACAUUGCGAUGGUUUUGGAUGAUGAAGCAGAAGUGUUCGUUGUAAAAAUGUGGAGACUGUUAAUUUAUGAAUCGGAAGCAAAGAAAUUAGGGAGCCCAAGAAGUAUCCCGAAAUUUUUGGUUCAAAAUGCUCGGAGGCCAAUUCAUAGGGGUCCGAAAAAGAUGGAAGAUCUAAAUUUACAAAUGUAUUUGGAGCCACCUAUGGAGGAUAUCACGCUGCUUGAAUUUCAAGAGCUAGCAAUCAAUAGGUUGAGAGUGUUGAAAGCUGUCGAACAAGUGAAAGAUCGUUUCCCGCGUGGGACGGAAGCAAUAAACGAUGAAUUAUCAAAGCAAUUGAUGAAAUUGAUGCCGAUAGCAUGUGGUUGUUGUCCGUUCGAAGAAUUGGAAAACGAAAGAAGACGUGACGUUAUAUCUCAUUUCAUUCUUCGACUUGCAUUAUGUCAAAGUCCUGAGCAGACUAAAUGGUUCAUCCAGCAAGAAGUGGACUUGUUCAAAUUUCGCUUUCAAAUCGUCUCAAAAAGUCGUGAUGCGGUAACUGAAUUUUUACAAGCUAACAAUUUUGAUGCUCAACUUGUCACAGAUGCUGAAAAAGAAAACCUUAAAGAAGAACUUUCGAAUGCUUGUUUUAUACCGCUUAAUAAGGUUACUAGCACAAAUUUCUGGAAAGUCCCUUUUGAAGAUGCGCUUGAUUUAGUUCGUAAACGUCGAGUUCUUCUAGUUUUUGGUUAUGCUUUUGUUUCUGAAGAUGAUCUCCAAGUUAUAUUAUGCACAAGACUUCGACUUAAUAUCGCCUCUGCUAUGGCUCGUGCUUGUAGAAAUAUCGUAUUCAUUGAAGAAAAUGACCGACUGAUGCCCUUUUUGAAGAAACUAUCAAACAGAUCAUAUGUGGGUAAAAAUUACGUUGGAACAGAUGUUUCCCGUGUUACACCUGAUAUGGUGGAUUCCUUGGCUGUAGUUUCGUUCCCACUAUGUAUGAGGAAUAUACAUAAUCGAUUAAGAGCAGAUCAUCAUUUACGUCAUGGAGCUCGAAUGCAAUAUGGAUUGUUUUUGAAAGGGAUUGGCAUGUCAUUGGGAGAUGCAUUGCUGUUCUGGAGGGCUGAAUUCACUAAAAAAAUGGAUUCAGAUAAGUUUGAUAAGCAGUAUGCGUACAAUAUUCGUCAUAAUUAUGGCAAAGAAGGAAAGCAUGCGGAUUAUUCGGCAUAUCCUUGCACAAAGAUAAUUUUGGAUCUUAGUCCUUCUUCUGCAGAUUGCCAUGGUUGUCCUUAUCGACAUAGCGAUUUGCGAUUACUCGCUCAAAAUCUGGAAAGUAUGGGUUUUUCCAGAUCUCAAAUUGAGCAAAUUACUUUAUUGUCAAAAAAUACUCAGUAUGAUAAAGCUUGUACGCGAUAUUUCGAAUUUACUCAUGAAAUGGCCGAGAAUUCUUUGGGUACUGUGAUAACUCAUCCUAAUCAGUAUUUCGAAUUGUCGCGUCAGGUACACGAAGGGAAACGGAACAGAGAAGAGGAACCGAAACAUGAGGUAACGCUGAGCACAUUACAUGCGAAUACCACUCAAGGCGGGGUUGACGUCGACAUUGAAGAUCUGAUCAAAAUGGAGAGAUUUCCAUAG
Messenger RNA from Acanthocheilonema viteae, 2850 nucleotides. The record is from the annotation of a GenBank genome assembly. Lineage: Eukaryota; Metazoa; Nematoda; Chromadorea; Rhabditida; Onchocercidae.